AUCUUCUUAAGUGUCCUUUUCCAAGCGUUGACUCAUUUAUAGAUCACUUGUUCAGUCGUUUUAUGAACAGAAUUAUAGACCUUUUGCACCCCUUUCUUCUUCUUCAAAAGCAUACUUUUUUGCUUACUCUUUCAGGCGUCUGGCGUUGCUACAGUCGCAGUACUUCGAGUAUACAGGGACAGGCUGCCAUUGCAACUCAGCAGCCCACCACGCUACGUAGAGCACAAAGUGGAAAGGCUUUCUAGCAAGCAACCGUCUCACAGCUAGACUGCAUUACAUAUUCGUUUUUUCUUAAAUGUUGCCGAAUAUGCCUUCUAUUCGGUCCAAACGCAAGUCAUUACCAAUCAUCUUUGCAUUGGUUCUGGGUAUCUUGCUUCUCAUAGCGGCGCCAGUUGCGGCAUCAUCAUCUCAGCCUUCGCCCCAAGCAGGGUCCGCAAAUUCGGAUCUAAUCUGUCACACAGCCAACCCCGAGGAAUGUUAUCCUCGGGUCUUUCAACCAACAGAUGAGUUCCAAACAGUUCACGGUGACCAAGAAUUGCCGAGUGGACUCCAUGUUCGCUUGAAUAUCUGGACAGGAGUCAAGGAGGCCAAGAUCAACGUACCUGAUGAAACGAAUCCUGAUCUGGAUGGCCUGCCCGUUGAUCAGGCAGUGGUACUUGUCGACCAGGAGCAGCCAGAAACAGUACAAGUGCCCAAAGGAGCGCCAAAAUACGAUGCUAUUGGCAAAGUCAAGGAGCCAGCUCAAGGAGAAGAAGCACAGGUGGAGGCUAUUGCCUUUGCAGAGACGUUUAAAAUGCUCAAAAGUGGCAUUAUUCCGAGUGAUGAAGAAUUUGACCAUGGUCUCGAAGGGCUAGAAGAACUAUCGCACGACAUCUACUACGGUCUCAAGAUUACGGAAGAUGCAGACGUGGUAAGGGCACUGUUUUGCUUGAUGGGAUCUCGUGAUGGCGAAACCCCCAAAGGAGUCACUCCGCGAAGCCAACAAGCGGCUGCUAUUCUCGCUGGUGCCCUCUCCAACAAUCCUUCGGCUCUGAAAGAAGUGGCCAAGAUCUGGCAACCGCUCAUGGAACAAUCGUGCCCUCACGAUGGCACCCGCGCCCACGAUCUCUUCUACUAUCCCAUAGCCUCGGUCGGCGAUUCCCCCGGAAAAGUCAAGGCCGUAGUCUCAGCCAUCAACGGCCUCAUCAAAGACGAGAACAUCAGGAAGGAUUUCCUUGCAAACAACGGUAUGAAGCAACUCCUUGGCGUCCUUGUCCCAGAAGGCGAGGAGUGGGCCGGAGCACAGAGAAAGGUCGGGCAGCUGGUGCUGGAUACUUUUUUGGACGAGGAUAUGGGUGCUCAGCUUGGCCAGUGGCCUAAGGGCCAGGCGUCGAGUAAUGCAGUGUGUGAGACGGCAAAGACAGCCCUGGACGACGGCUGCUGGGAUUAUAACGUCGAGAGAAUGGUCAAAUUGAAGAGGGGACCAUGGAGCAAGGAGCUGCGGGCGAGGCUGGCGGCAGCGCGUAAAUCCACGGGCAAGGUGCCAAACCAUGGCGAACUAUAGAUUUCCACAUUGAGUGCUGUAGCGUAUAUAUGUAUUAGCUGUAAAUAGAGAUACCCUUGAAUUUCAACCAGAUGUGCAACAGUGGCAGUCACUUCAGCCUUCACAAAG
Molecule: messenger RNA, 1651 nt
Organism: Trichoderma asperellum CBS 433.97
Lineage: Eukaryota; Fungi; Ascomycota; Sordariomycetes; Hypocreales; Hypocreaceae
Source: RefSeq, a predicted model, not a curated record